UGUUCUUCCCUUGAAAAUUCCUACUUUCAACCUCUUCUUCAACCCCCCUCCAAACCCUUUCCUUUAUCGUUCCGUUUCUGUUCACCAUCUCUAAUCAUCUAACAAUCCUUCUUCUCUUUUGCGAAAACUCUUCGUCAAAUUUGAUUCUAACAACACCCAUCUCAGGUUUCUGAUCAGAAUUGCACGAUCCGGUUGAUUCAAGGUAUAACCCUUUUGAGGCACUUGAAUCCUUUUGUUUCUGUUCGAAUUUCUGAUAUACCCAUUUGAAUUAACUUCCCAAAACCUCGAAUUUGUUUAUUGAUCAGAAAUCGGGGCGCUUCGAAUCCUCAAUUAGAUGGGUAAUUGCUGUGCUGUACCUAGUACUACCGAUUCCGAUUUCGAGAAGAAAAAGGGGAAGAACAAGCCGAACCCAUUUGCUUUAGACCAGGGUGCUACGGUUCCAUCUGGAAAUGGAUACAAAUCGUAUGUGUUAGAAAACCCAACUGGUCAUGAAAUCGAGCAAACAUAUGUUCUUGGUAAGGAGUUGGGUAGGGGAGAAUUUGGGGUUACUUAUAUGUGUACUGAUAAAAUAAGUGGUGAAGUUUUUGCUUGUAAAUCGAUAUCGAAAAAGAAGUUGAGAACUAGGGUUGAUAUUGAAGAUGUGAGGAGGGAAGUUGAGAUCAUGAAGCAUAUGCCACCUCAUUCCAAUAUUGUGACCUUAAAGGAUACUUAUGAAGAUGAUAGUGCUGUUCAUUUGGUUAUGGAGUUGUGUGAAGGUGGAGAAUUGUUUGAUCGGAUUGUUGCUAGAGGUCAUUACACCGAGAGGGCGGCUGCCGGUGUCACGAAAACCAUUGUUGAGGUUAUUCAGAUGUGCCACAAGCAUGGCGUUAUGCACCGGGAUCUUAAACCCGAGAACUUUUUGUUUGCAAACAAGAAAGAAACAGCAGCCUUGAAGGCCAUUGAUUUUGGGUUAUCUGUUUUCUUCAAACCAGGUGAGAGAUUCAACGAGAUUGUAGGCAGCCCAUACUACAUGGCUCCGGAGGUCCUAAAACGAAACUAUGGCCCAGAGGUUGACGUAUGGAGCGCUGGAGUCAUCCUAUACAUAUUGCUUUGUGGUGUCCCACCGUUUUGGGCAGAAACCGAGCAAGGAGUUGCGCAGGCAAUCAUUCGAUCGGUUGUAGAUUUCAAAAGGGAUCCUUGGCCAAAGGUGUCCGAGACUGCAAAGGAUCUUGUCAAGAAGAUGCUCAAUCCUGACCCCAAGUUGCGUCUUACCGCUCAAGAAGUUCUAGAUCAUCCGUGGAUACAAAAUGCGAAAAAGGCUCCCAACGUUUCUUUAGGUGAAACCGUGAAAGCAAGACUGAAGCAAUUCUCCAUAAUGAACAAGCUCAAGAAGAGAGCUUUAAGGGUAAUCGCGGAGCAUUUAUCUGCGGAAGAAGUGGCGGGAAUAAAACAAGGAUUUGAUUUGAUGGAUACUAGCAAGCAAGGGAAGAUUAACAUUGUUGAGUUGAAAGCUGGCUUGCAGAAACUUGGCCAACAGAUCCCCGAUGCAGAUCUUCAGAUACUUAUGGAUGCUGGAGACGUCGACAAGGAUGGAUACUUGAACUACGGAGAAUUUGUUGCAAUUUCCGUUCACUUGAGAAAGAUGGGGAAUGAUGAUCAUCUUAAGGACGCUUUUUCAUUCUUUGAUCAAAAUAAAAGCGGAUAUAUAGAGAUUGAUGAACUAAGGGAAGCCUUAGCCGAUGAGAUUGAAACCAACAAUGAAGAAGUCAUCGCUGCCAUUAUUCAUGACGUCGACACAGAUAAGGAUGGACGGAUAAGUUUUGAGGAGUUCACAGCGAUGAUGAAGGCAGGAACCGAUUGGCGGAAAGCAUCACGACAGUAUUCACGAGAACGUUACAAUAACCUUAGCUUGAAGUUGUUUAAAGACGGGUCGAUGCACUUAACGGAUUAGGGAAAGAUAACCACACAGUUUCCGGUAACGAAAAAAUGAUCCUUGAUCUUGUUCUUUUAUAUGUCGAUUUUCGAUUCUUGUAAUAUUUUGGUGGGGGGUUUUAAUUCAUUUCAUUUGGGGGUAGACUAAGUUUCCCAGGUGUUGAUUUAUGUUCUUUUCAUGAGUUUCAUUUAUGGGGGAGUAAAGUAAAGUAAAGAAAGAAGGGUUGUUUAUGGCUGUAAAUAUGUAUCUUGCUUUUGUAAUUGUUCAAAAGUACGAAGAAUUCGAGUUGCAAGUUAUAAUAUCAUGAUAUCGUGGUUUUUUCUC
Molecule: messenger RNA, 2236 nt
Organism: Cynara cardunculus var. scolymus (artichoke)
Lineage: Eukaryota; Viridiplantae; Streptophyta; Magnoliopsida; Asterales; Asteraceae
Product: calcium-dependent protein kinase 8-like
Exons: 8
Coding region: 335-1930 (531 amino acids)
Biological process (GO): intracellular signal transduction; protein autophosphorylation; peptidyl-serine phosphorylation
Cellular component (GO): nucleus; cytoplasm
Molecular function (GO): calcium/calmodulin-dependent protein kinase activity; ATP binding; calcium ion binding
Source: RefSeq, a predicted model, not a curated record